ACUGCGAGCAGCGGUCUCGGCAAUUCUCGAUUCUCUUUCGUCAACAUUGAACCUAUCAGCCGCUACGCCGCUACAUCGUUUGAUACAGCGCAAUGUACCUCUCGUCGUCGUUGACCGUUCCGUAAUCGUUUGCGUCGUGGAAACCAUUGGCGUGUCGCGUCCUGACUGUCCUGAGUCGUCGUCGAGGAGGGACGUCGUUCUGGCUGGCGUAUCAUCGUCGUCGUCGUCGUCGUCGUUGAGACGUUGUCACACGCUGAAGACAACGGUCGCGAAUUUCCGAGCGGCUCCAUCUUUACGCAACGUUCCAAGUCCGGGGAAGCGUGAUAGUGCGUGAUAUCGCCCGUCGACGACGGGUAGCAUGUCGACGACAAUGAACGAUUCCGAGGAGUACUACUGCUUCCGGGUGUUGGAGAGCAUCGACAGCGAGGUUGGCAUCGGCAACGAGAAUAUCGUCAUCAUCCCGCGCUCGUACAACUUCGACCUGAGGAAGCUACGGACGGAGCUGUACAAGCAGUUCAGAGUGCCAAAGAACAGACGCAUCUAUUACAUCGAUGAUGACGGGGACCACGUUCCAAUCGAUUCGGAAUGCGAGUUGCACGAAGCAUUGAAGCUUGCAAAAAACGCCUUUAUGGUAAAUACAGCGAUUCCGUUGAUUGUGGGUCCUUUCCAUGUACCCACGUCGUGCAGCGACGACGAACAAUGUUCUGGAAAAAACGAGAUCUGUGACCCCAACAAAGAGUCUAGAAGUAUUAAUGAUAAUUCAGGUUCGUCCUGUACUGAGAAGAACGUCGGCUCUGCGUCGGAACCGAAUCCUGUUGAAUUAGAUAAACAGAAGCGCUCAACCCAAAAGAUACCAUCGAAUCAAAAGAAGAUGGAUGUAAAGCGAAGUGAGGAAUCGAGUGAGGAACGUACAGAAUUAGAAGACGCAGAAAUUCCAAAAAAGUCGAAUGAAACUUUGAUAAAAUGUCAUUUAGAUACUGCACCUCCUCCGUGGUUCGCAGAAUACAUGGAAUCUAUGAAAAAGGACAUGAUGUCUGCGAUCACACAUGAGGUGGUAAAAAAUGUGACUGACGUGCUGAACAAACGUUUGGAUUCCCUUGCAUAUCCCCUCCUAAAGGAACUAGGUCAAUCUCGAAAUCAGUUGUAUUCUUCUCUUCCAAAACGACAUCCUAGAUGCUCCUUCGACUCGAACGAGAAAAAUCAAAAGAGGAUGAGAUCUCAGGACGAAGAGCAGUCGAGCGAUGCCUCGAUCGAACGCGUGGACGAGCCACAAAACGUGAACACCGCGGAAGAUCUGCAGACAAAGAAAGAUGUGAUAUCCACAAUUAGUCAAGAAGUAGUGAAGGAGAUGACGGAGAUGCUGAACAAAAUUCCUCUGCAUAAAUCUGUCCCUUCGAAGAAACUCGGUCAACCCCGAACUCAGCUGCAUUCUCUUUCCUCGAAGCGAUUUGCUCGACUCUCCGAUUUGUAUUCAAGCGAGAAGAAUCAGAGGAAGAUGAGACCUCAGGACGGGGAGCAGUCAAGCGAUGACGCUUCGAUGGAAAGUACAUACGAACCUUACAUAGACAUUACGAAGUUGAAUCGACAACUGGAGCAUGAUCUUAUCGGUGCCACUCGGAUGUUUGGUGCGAACUUGAAGGAGGAAAAGAGGAAGAAGAAACAUCAACGAACUCAAAUAACCACUGACAAUCUGACCAGUGAGAUUGGCAAGGAGCAACCUACUCAAAGUAAUAAGCGGGAAGAUUUUGCUCCUCGUAAGAAGGGACCUCCACAGGUUGAUCCAACAACAUACAAUGAAACUCUGGGGAUAUUCGAGAACGAACAGCUUCGUAUGAGCUGCUCCGUCACUGGGCACCAAAUAUUAGACGAAAGUCGCCGUAGGGAGGUCCGCAACAACUCAGUCAUCGAUAAAACCAGUUUCUGGUCGUGCAAUCAAGGAGAGGAAGACGACGAUGCUUUCGAGAUCAUUCAGAUGCCCGCUUCAGACAGCAAGGAUGAAUCGCUUACGCAGCCUGAGGAAUCAGCUGCCGAGCAACGACGGCACGAUAGCAAUCGAGACUCGCCCAGCUUCGAACUUUUAUCAGAGCCACCCUCGCCUACGCCAAUAUCCACCUUCAUGCACUUUAACGAAGAGCAUUUUUCGGCGAACGAGGAAAAUCCCGAGCAACAAUUUUUCACGGAUUACAAUAUGAAUCCAUCAACGAAUUCUAUUUAUGUAGUAGACAUUCACGGUAAGAUCUACACCGAGCAUCAAUCCGCAAAUCCUGAGGAAUGCAUUAGCGCUGACUUGGAGAGACGAUCCGGUGGAGCCUACUCAUUCGUAACGGAGACCUUGCCAGUUCAAGAUACUCACUGUUCGAAGUCGUCGUGUCCAGAACAGCGAUCAAGCGAACGAAAGAACUCUCGAGAUGACGCGAGUGAUAUCCGCGUCAACGCAAGCAACUUGUACGACGAUGUGAGAAAUUCGCAUACGAGUUAUCUGACAGUGCGAACUCACUGCGACUCAAAGACGCAGUCGCAGUGUAGUUGCCAGUCGCAGACCGAUUCGAAUGAUUUCACACAGAGCUUCCACUCGCACACUACGUCGGUCACCGACACGACCGAUAUUUAUCCUGAGACCUACGGCAACGGUAGAUACGGCGAACAGGUGCCUACGACGGCAAAAGACGUACGAGAAGCGGCGACGGUGACAGCAACGGCGACAGCAACGGCGACAGUGACGACGACUCCGAAAAACGAUCACGAUGUACGUGUCGGUGGAUACUGCAAGAAGGAAACCAGGACAAACGAGCAGCAUUGUCACGAUACGGAAACCUAUCCAGAGUUUUUCAGCGCCCCGCCCAGCAGUACUCCGCAAGGCAUUCCCGUCGAUUCUUCGUACCAGUCUGGUCAAGCGAGUGGAUCUUCCAAUAAGUCGAGCCCCACUGGAGGACCGAGUAAGAUUGGCGAGCAAAUGGAGUACUUCUUUCCGGAGUCGCUAGUCCUUGCGGCCAAAGUCGGUGCGUUCGCUUUCGACACUGCAUGCGAGGUGUUUGACAAGAUACGUGCACAUGCGAGGGAGAAUUCUAUUAAACGUUGAGGUGGAGUAAAGUACGACGACAAGAAGCGUUUCUUCGCUGGCCCCCUGUCUUUGUACUAAUAAAUUACUAAUCACGAUUCUUCGUUUAUAGCUGAUAUAUUAUACUGCUAAAUAGAUCUAUUAGGCGAUGGGUAAGUAUGCAGAUCGGAUUUGUGGGCUCAAAAUAUUGUACUUUAGACACGGUGCAAUCGAAUGUGUACGGCAUGUCGGUUAUAACACUGGAAUUUCUUAGAUCACGCAGCGAAUAAAGCUAAGUUUCAUACGCCGAUUAUUAUUAAUUGAUUUAGUCAGACGUACCAAAAAUGCGUAGAAUAUCCCAUUGUUAACAGAAAAGUUUUAAUGAACACAUUGAAUCAGUAAAGUUCGUAAAAACAAAAAAAAAACGUGACACUUUGUACAUACGGGUGAUUUUUAAUUGCACGUGGUGAAGAAAAGUAAAAAAAUGUGUGUGUCCUAGAAACGAGCCAAGGUAUUCUGUCGUUAUUAAGUAUAAAUAUUAAGCGUUUAUUUAUCGCUUGAAAUUAAAAAUCACUGUAUGUAAUAGUAUUCACAGUGACGAAUUACGCUAUAUCGUAUAAUGUUAGAAUUCAUCGUAGAUGUAUAAAAUUAAUAAUUACAUAUAAUAAAAAGGUACAGGUGAAAGUGUGAAAAAGACAAAGUGGCAAUGCGAAAUAGUUUUAGAGCGUCUCGUUGAGAGAGCAGAUUGUUCGAAAGAAUGAUAUAAAAAAUUCUUUAUUACAACCUUUCCGCGUAUGAAUAAUAUUAGUGGUUAGAAAGACAGAUUAACUAUAUAUAGAUAAGUCAGUUGCCCUUGCUUUACUUGUAUAUUUAUCGAAACAAAAGGGCGAGAUACCGCAUUAUUACAUGGACGAUUUUGCAAACACAUCUGAACACGUCGCAGUUCAAUUUCGUUAAAUUUCACCAGCCUGGACAUCGAUGCAGAAACGAGUGAAAGAGUUGUUUGACAAAGACCCUCUUGAUAAAAAAAUAAAAUAAAAAAAAAUUAUCCCCCCA
Solenopsis invicta (red fire ant) is the source of this 4093-nucleotide messenger RNA. RefSeq lists its product as uncharacterized. The coding region runs from base 359 to 3079 and encodes 906 amino acids. NCBI's taxonomy places the organism in Eukaryota, Metazoa, Arthropoda, Insecta, Hymenoptera, Formicidae. Gene Ontology annotation, molecular function: protein binding. The record is from RefSeq and is a predicted model, not a curated record. The transcript is spliced from 5 exons.